This is a messenger RNA of Pelobates cultripes (western spadefoot toad), 7411 nucleotides long. Lineage: Eukaryota; Metazoa; Chordata; Amphibia; Anura; Pelobatidae. The record is from the annotation of a GenBank genome assembly.
GGAGAAGUGAUUCGUCCAUCGGCACACAUUUUAUACAGCUACCCGAAUCAAAUAUGGUGGCUGUCGGCUUCAUUACGUUAACGUAUGCUUUACGGCAAACCUAGUGUCGUGAGGGAGCGAGAGCCGAGGACGUCUGGAGCUCUGCAGGUGAAAAUAUGACCGAUUUGUCCGACCUUUUUUCUAGAUCACGUUUGCAAAAAAAAUGUCUGGUUUCAAUUUCUGUGUGGGAAUGGUGGGUUGAUGUGAAUGCCAGGCUGCAUUGUAUCCUGAAAUAUGGAGGUCACUGGUGUAAUGGAGGUAGAAAAGUCAUGUGAGCUGUGUUCUAUGUAAACCUAACAUUGACCUGUCAUAAAAAAUGAUAUUAAUGAAAUGAUAUCCGCACUCAGGGAAUUAUUCACUAAACUGCGAACUGAAACACAUUGAAAUCACAAAAGUGUUCUUUAUAUAUGUUUAUACGCUUAACGCUUUAGUGUUCUUUUGCAUACACAUUCCUGCUGAUACAGUUACUAACUCCCAUGCAUGCAUUAAAGGACCCUAUAGGCACCCAGACCACUUCAGCUCAAUGAAGUGGUCUGGGUGCCUGGUCCAGCUAGGUUUAACCCCGCAGAUGAAAACAUAGCAGUUUCAGAGAAACUGUUAUGUUUAGAUUAGGAUUAAACCAGCCUCUAGUGGCUGUCUCAUUGUGAAAAUCACAGUGAGAAAAUGCUGACGUCCAUAGGAAAGCAUUGAGAAAUGCUUUCCUAUGGACUGAUUGAAUGCACGUGCGGCUCUUGAAUCGCAUGCGCAUUCAGCGCUGAUGUCGGAAGAGGGAGAUUUCCCCAGCGCUGAAGAAAGGUAAGUGUUUAACCCCUUCCUCUCCCUUCAGCCCAGCAGGAGUAGGACCCUGAGGGUGGGGGGGACCUGAAUACCCUAUCGUGCCAGGAAAACGAGUUUGUUUUCCUGGCACUAUAGUGGUCCUUUAAGACACUUGGAUUGGUCUACCCUAGAGAUGUGGGGCUAAUAGCACUUAAGUGUUACCUGUGCAAGGUGAGUUGGCGGAUGAUGUGUAUGAUACUAGCCCUGAGAGCAGUCAUCAGCACAUUAUCUUAUUGGCUAUUGAGCUAUCCACUCAAGUACUUGUUGCACUUGGUUUGUUGCAUAGAGCACCCUGAAAAACCACCGCGCUAUGAGAGUGGAUUAGAAAUGAGUGAUUUGUUAAAAAUGACUGCGCAUCUAAGGCAGCCUCCAAGAGCACUACAUUAGGUAGCCCUUUUACAUGCGCCGAACAAAUCAUUUGCCUGUCAGUCUAUAGAUAAACAAUUUCAUUAAUUUUGAUUUGACAUAGGUUGAUAGUCAUUUGAUUUGUUCUUCCCUGAAAGGAAGUUGUGCACAAAUCUAGUUUACAUUAAAUUUGUCCAAGUUCGCUUACUCAACUUAGGCUGAGCUCACAGAGCAAAGUUCUACACUGUUGCAGAAAGUUUUAAGGGACACUUUACGUACUCUAUUUAAUAUUAUUGAAUUGGUUAUGCUGUUUGGAGACCCCCGGCCUAUCUCUCUAUUCAAAGUCAAACCAUUUUCAGGUAGUUUAAUGCUGAAUCAGGGUUUCUAGCUGGACACAGCCCCGCCCAAGUAUACCUAAGGCAGAGAUUACACUCUUCGUUAGCCAUACCAAUUCAUACUAGCAAUGGGUGCCUGAGCCACUCUGAUUACUACUGCCCUUUGCUGCUCAGGCUAAUACUUCCUCCCUAACUUGAGCAGCACAGAGGCUGCUGCAAACUCUUGUAUACCAUUAAAGUUACACUUCACUUCCCACAUAUAAAUAAAUAAAUAAAUAAAUAUAUAUAUAUAUAUCACUGUUUAGAAUAUAUACCCCAAAUGAAGAUAUUCAUGCGUGCAUUCAUUGUGAGUUUUCCAAUUUACCAUUUUUGCAUGUGAUUGUCCAAUUGUCAAAACAUCUCAUGCCAAAGCAUUAACAGUGCAACAUCCUCCCUUUUCUCUCAUGGCUGCUCAGUAUUGUUGGCAUUAGUAGUGAUGAGGGAGAUCCACCGGGAGGCCUUUAGCAUUAGGUUAGUGAAACCAGGCUUUUUCUGAGUGACGCAAUGUCAGUGAAAGCUUUCAUCACUCCUCACAUCCUGAUUGACAACACUGGAAAGAAGUGAAUGAGCACAAGCCUGCAAAUGGAGUGGGAAAAGCUGUCUCAGGUAUUGUCAUGGUAAAUCAGGACAUUUGUACAAUAACACCAUCAAGUACAAGAGCACCUUGCUUCUACACAGCCAGGAGGGUACAAAUUAGCAUCUUUAUAAAUUGACAAUUUUCUCUUUAUAUUAGCAAUUUUUUUAUAGAGUGGAAAAGAGGGGCUACUGUGUUUAACCCCUUAAGACCUUCAAGUACUCUUUAAAACCAAUAAAAACUAAAGUAGUGGUUUGGUGAAUAGAUGCUGCUCUUUUUUUUUUUCUUACAGUAUAAAACACAGUUGUUUUUAAGAAAUUACAAUCUUUACAUUUGUCUGAAAAGGGAAGAUAUACAGUAGUGGAGGAGAAAAAAUACAACAACAAGAGGACAUUGUCCUAAAUUCGAGGGACAUAGAUUUAAAACGAAUUCCUUAAGAUCUGAAUUUGGUGUUAGUACCCACAACAUGUUGAUGUCAAAUAUGGCUAAUGCUUCUCAUAGAGAAGUGUUGGAUUGGCAGAUUGUGGUCAUUGCCACACAUGUGACUGGCACUCCUAGCUUCUCUAUGAGAACCAUCUGACUGGACCAAAGAUAAUUAGCAUUGUCUAUCAAAGUCAUUUCUGUUGAAGGUUCCUUCUCUUUCUUUGCUGCCUCUUCACAGGUAAGUUUCUUUGCUACUGUCACGUAUUCAUCCGCUACCAGGCGCUAUGCCACCUAAGUGAGCAGUCUAUGCUCUGUCACUUCAGGAGAGUAGAGUAAUGGAGGAAUAUAUUAAGGAUUCAUUGAAUAAAGGCCAUAUACGAAAAUCAUCCUUGCCUGCUGGUGCAGGAUUCUUUUUUGUAUCUAAAAAGGAUGGUGAGUUGCGCCCAUAUAUCGAUUACAGGGCAUUGAACAAAAUUUACCAUUAAGAACGCCUACCCCAUUCCUCUUAUUGCUGAAUUAUUUGACAGACUCCAGGGAGCUAAAGUGUUUACUAAGCUUGACCUUAGAAGCGCUUACAAUUUAGUGAGAAUCAAGGAAAAUCACGAGUGGAAGACUGCAUUUAAUACCAGAAGUGGACACUAUGAAUAAAUAUCUAGUGAUGCCAUUCGGGUUGUGCAAUGCUCCAGUGGUUUUCCAAGAUUUCAUUAACGAUGUACUUAGGGAUUGCAUUUACUCGUUUGUCUUGGUCUUUCUGGAUGAUAUCCUUAUUUAUUCUCCUGACAUUCAGACUCACCACGGUCACGUUAGACAAGUUCUGCAGACCUUGUUAAACAAUCAACUUUAUUGUAAAUUAGAAAUAUGAAUCUUUGACCAAUCUGAAGUACAGUUUUUGGAAUAUAUCUCUGCCUCAGGGUUUCAGGUGGAUCCUAAAAAGCUGGAAUCGGUUCUACAAUGGCCUUUACCCACUGGGUUGAAAGCCAUUCAAAGGUUCAUUGGUUUCGCCAAUUAUUACAGAAGAUUUAUAAAGGGAUUUUCUUCAGUAAUAACCCCCAUCACCAAUAUGACACGAAAGGGGGCUAGUAGUACGAUAUGGUCUAAGGAGGCAAUUGAAGCCUUUGAAACUCUCAAACAGCGAUUUGCCUCCGCCGACCUAUUGAUACAUCCUGACACCAGUAAGCCUUUCAUACUGGAGGUUGAUGCUUCAGAGAAAGGGGUAUGGGCAAUUCUCUCCCACAGGGAGAGCCAGGAAACUCCAUUACAUCCUUGUGGUUACUUUUCUAGAAAGUUGUCUCCUGCUGAGCACUAUUACGAUAUUGGCAAUAGAGAAUUGUUGGCCAUUAUUCUAGCUCUCAAGGAGUGGCGACAUCUUUGAGGUUUCCAAGGACCCCCUUUUGAUCAUUACUGAUCACAAAAACCUGGCUUACAUAGGUGAUGCUAAGCGAUUAUCUUCUAGACAAGCUAGAUGGUCUCUAUUUCUUUCUCGCUUUAAUUUUCUUAUCACCUACAGACCUGGUUCUAAAAAUGUCAAGGCCGACGCCUUGUCCAGGCAGUUUGAUACUGAGGCUAUACUAGAGCAAGAAACGUUCCCAUAUCAUUCCCCCAGAAUGUAUCAUUGCGUCCACUGUCCUUCAUUGUCCUCUCCACUGCUUGGCUCCAUCAUGGAGGCUCAGUCUCAGGCGUCCUGUGGUAAACCUCAGGACAAACUGUUCGUUCCAUUGGGGGAAAGGGUUAAUAUCAUGAAGGUGUUUCACGACAAUGUGUCUGCUGGUCACCCGGGUAUUAAUAAAUCCACUUCUGCUAUCAUGAGGUCAUUCUGGUGGGAUUCCCUCAGGAAGGAUGUUAUGGAAUAUGUGCAGGCUUGUUCUGUUUGUGCGGUUUCCAAAGUGCCUCAUAAACUCCCUUGUGGCUUGUUACAACCUCUUUCUAUUCCUGAGGUCCAAUGGUCCCACUUGUCCAUGGACUUCAUUGUUGAACUUCCCAGUUCUAAUGGUUAUACCACCAUUCUCAUGGUUGUGGACCGUUUUCUAAAAUUACCAUCAUCUCAAGACCUGGUACUGAUCUUUAUACGUGAGAUUGUCCAUCUGCAUGGUAUUCCUCUCAAUAUUGUAUCUGAUGGAGGUUCUCAGUUUGUAUCCCGAUUUUGGAGGGCUUUUAAUAAGCAAUUGGGGAUUGAAUUGUCUUUUUCAUCCUCUUACCACUCCCAGACUAAUGGUACAGCUGAGAGGGCUAACCAGUCUUUGGAGUUAUACUUGUGUUAUUUUGUUAAUAGCACUCAAGACAAUUGGUCCGAAUUAUUACCAUGGGCAGAGUUUGCUAGGAACAAUGCUGACCAUGAUUCCUCUGGGCAUAGUCAAUUUUUUGUUAAUAAUGGCCGGCAUCCUACUGUUCUACCGGCUAUUUUUUCUGAUACGGCUAUUCCUGCUUUGGAUGACCGUCUGGCUUCCAUCAGUGAUACCUGGGUUAAAGUUCAAUCUGCUUUGGGUACUGCUGCUGACCGUUUCAAGCAUUAUGCUGAUACACGUCGAGGUGCCAAGUGAGUGAGAGGGUUUGGUUAUCUUCUCUUAACAUCAGGCUCAAAGUCCCUAGCAUGAAGUUUGAUCCUAGGUUCCUUGGACCUUUUCGUGUCCUUCGUAGGAGCAAUCCUGUUGCGUACUCUCUGGCCCUUCCGGCCUCCUUGAAAAUUCCUAAUACCUUUCAUGUGUCCUUGCUCAAACCUCUUGUUUGCAAUAAAUAUACUGUCUCAAGUGUCCCUCCUCCUCCCUUAGUUAUUUCUGGACAGGAAGAGUAUGAGGACUUCACCAUAAUUGAUUCCAGGUUUUUUCGGGGCACUUUACAGUACUUGAUGGAUUGGAAAGGUUAUGGACCAGCCGAUCGUUCUUGGGUUCCGGCAUCUGAUAUACAUGCUGGCUGCAAGAUUCGCUAUUUUCAUGCCAAAUUUCCUCUCAAGCCUGGUCCUGCCCGCCUGGUUGGCGUUCUUCAGGUGGGGGGUAAUGUCACGUGUUCAUCCGCUUAUAAAAAUGUGGUUAAUGGCAUUUACUGUCCACACAUGAAAAGUUGUGCCGAGCUGCAACCAAAUCCACAGAAGGGUUAGUGCUGAGCAGCAAUUAUGCAAAUGGAACCUGGUAACUGCCUUUGGGGUCAAAGGCCGGUAACAUCCUAUCAGAUCUAGAGGAGGGGUAUUUAGGCCCAGUUCUCAUCCUGCUCAGUGCCCUGUCGUGGUUGUCCGAGAGCGCGUUAUUGAUUCUGGUAAUUCUGGUUAUUUGACUUUGGCAUUGUUUUUGACUUCCCUGUUUUCUGGCAUCCCUGACUUCUGGCUUUUCCUUAUCGUUGGGUCUCUUUCUGUUUCCCUUGACCUCGGCUAUUCCUGACUAUUCUUUGGUACGUUAGUCCAGCCAUUCUAAGGUCCGGUAUACGUUACCUAUCAGUCCUCUGUGUUACACAAUUCUACGUGCUGGAUCAUUCUGUAAUCCUGACAGCUACACAGCAUGUUAUCCCAUAAUAAAAUCUUGCCACUUAUUGGAAUUCAUUUCGGAUCCUCCAUACACCAAAAACUUGUGAUGCACAAAAGAUGCCUGUUUCCUAUUACUGUUGCUAGUGACGUCUGUGGGAAUUGCCUUUCGUCAAUUUCCCACACAGAAUUUCAAUAAAAUUCCAACACAGUAACUAGGAGUAUUUCACAUAGGUUUGUCUUAAUUAAAUACUCAAGUAUUAUAUUGUGGUGACCUACUGUAGGGGUGAAAGUUAGAGGAGGAAUGUUCCACAGAUAUAAGUUAUGCCAUUAUCUCUGUUUACAUGAUUUUGUUUGCUGCAAUUAUUUAGUAAAUUGAUAUUAAGCAGAGUGCUGUCUUUAAUAAAAUUACUCUUUUAAGUAACGGUUAAGAAAAUGUAGAAAUUUAAGUAAAACCUGAAAAUGCAACUUAAUUGGUGAAGUGUGCGUACACGAGCACGUAUGUGUGUGUAUAUGUAUAUAUUGUAUUGAUUAUAUUUAGUGAUAUGAGGGAUAUGAAACAUUUUUGAUGUUUGCACCUGAAUAAUGUCACAGUAUACUGCUAGCAGUUAAUGGAACAAGGAACCACAAUAUCUCAGAAUGUAUGAGUAUGGGCUGCCAAGAUCAUUCAUCCAUAUGAAAUAUAUCCCCCUCCUUUCUUCCACUAGCCAUGCCGUUUAUUGAUGUACAAGGCAAGCUGGGGAUCGAUGUAGACAAGUGGCUCUUGCUUCAGAGUGGAAAACAGCCAUACCGUCAAGCUGCAAGGUGCCACGCCUUUGAAAAGGAGUGGGUGGAAUGUUCCAGUGGCAUUGGGCAGAUCCGGGCACGUAAGGAGUGCAAGCUGGAAUAUGAAGAUUUCAAUGAGUGUAUGCACAGGACCAAAACGGUGAGAGUGAUAUUUUAAUAGAGAACACCAGGGGAUGAUCUAUGCUUAGGUUAUGUGUGUGAGGAUCUAGGAAUUUAUUUGCAGUGCAUUUAAUAUUUUUAAAAAGUGUAAUGCAUUCUGCACAUGCAUCCGUGAUACUCAUGAUUAUUUUUUUUUAUACCACAGUUUAUGCGAUUGGAAGCAGUUCAAAAUCAAAAGAAAAAGCUGGAGAAGGAAGGAAAAUACAAGGCACCAGAUCGCAGCAAAGAAGAAAACCAACCAUAACCUUAAGACUGAUAAAGGCAUAAUUGCUGGCAUAUUUACAAACUCCACUUUACAUUAUUAAAAUGUUCCAUGCCAUGACGUUUGGUGUUCUUCCUUUACUAUUCUCCUGAAAUGCCUUGUUUUAUUGAGGGGGUCUGAUUUAAAAUCUUGGGUUUAUUCUGUUCUUUAUGAGUCAAGGAUGUGCUGUUACAACAAGGGUCAGA